Molecule: messenger RNA, 1293 nt
Organism: Chaetomium globosum CBS 148.51
Lineage: Eukaryota; Fungi; Ascomycota; Sordariomycetes; Sordariales; Chaetomiaceae
Exons: 3
Coding region: 1-1293 (430 amino acids)
Biological process (GO): poly(A)+ mRNA export from nucleus
Cellular component (GO): nucleus
Source: RefSeq, a predicted model, not a curated record
AUGUCCGGAGCCAACUCCCCAGCUGGCUCGCGGGCUGGAUCGGCCGAGCCGGCUGAGCGCCGUGAUGACUCCGCAGAUAUUCACGAUGGUGAUGACGGCAAUGCUUCCGAUAAGGAUUCCGAUCUCCUCUCCGAAAUCGACGAAGACCAGUUUGAGGACUACGAUCCCACCCUCGAAGAGAGGCCCGUUGAGAUUGACGAGAAUGUCGCAAUGACCUUGAAAGCCGCGAAACGGAAGCGGACAGAUGGCGAGGCAUCGAAGAAACCGAAAGAGGGACGCAGGCCAAAAAAGAGGUCGCGGGCGACAGACGACGAAGUUGGCGACGCAGAAAUCGGCGAGCGCCGGCCACGGAAAGCACGCGCUACGGGCGAGCGACGGGCGGCAACAAAGGAAGCGCCGGAAGAAGAAGAGAACGAAGAAAACCUCACACCUGAGGAACGCCGCCGCCGGGCAUUGCACCGAGCGAUGGACAACGCGUUGAAGAACCCCUCGAAGCGGAGGCGCAAGAAGGACGAAAUUGAUUUGGAAGAUGCAGUGGACGACCAGAUUGCGCACCUGAAAGUGGCGAUGGAGAAGGCUUGCGUGGCGGAUAACGAAGCGCGCGAGAAGGGCAUGGCUGCUACACACAAGCUGAAGCUCCUCCCCCAAGUUACAGCCCUGCUGAACCGGACUGCCGUACAAGAUUCCGUUCUCGACCCCGAAACCAACUUGUUGCAAUCCGUCAAAUACUUUUUGGAGCCGCUUAACGACGGCAGUUUGCCGGCAUACAACAUCCAACGUGACAUAUUCAAUGCUCUCGCGGGGCUGCCCAUCAAUAACGAGGUGCUCCUGAGUAGUGGCAUUGGCAAGGUGGUCUACUUUUACACACGCAGCAAGCGUCCCGAGGCCAGCAUCAAGCGGAUAGCAGAACGGCUGGUCGGCGAAUGGAGCCGGCCGGUUUUGAAGCGGACAGACGACUACAAGAAACGACAAAUCGAGACUCGCGACUUCGAUUUUGCCGCCGCGAAACUUGCCCAGCGCCAAGGAGCCGCCGCGUCCGGUUCGCAGAUGACACUGACCCAGCGACCGGCAGGCGGAAAGACGCGCUUCGAGCUGGAACGCGAGCGGAUGCUCGCACCCGAGAUCAAGAACACGAAUCGUGCCCAGCCGGCUGGUCUCCCCGCCAGCUACACCAUCGCCCCGCGCAGCACGUUUGACGCCUCCCGGGGCCCGGCUGAGUUCCGCCCCGUCGGUGCCGCUGGUCUUGAAGCGUUCCGUAAGAUGACGCAGAAGGGGAAGGGUGGCCGGCGCUAG